AAUGUAAUUUAUAAAUGAAGGAGUUGAAUGGUUUGAAAUCCAUUCUACAAUCUGGGCUAAUGAUGUAGCAUGUAUAAUAAAUGCUUAAAAUAAGUGUUGAAAGACAAUUAUAUUAUGGGCUUUAAGGGAAAGCAUAGACGUAUAGCUUUAGGCAGUUCAAUUGGGUUGUUGAUGCUCACUCAAUUAGCUUAACGAAAUCCUAUAGGAGCUUUACGUGUAGGUGCUUUUGCAUUUCCUGUGCUCAGCUAUGUGAUAUGCCCUGAGAUAUACAAUUCCUUAUUAUGAU
This is a messenger RNA of Paramecium pentaurelia, 286 nucleotides long. NCBI's taxonomy places the organism in Eukaryota, Ciliophora, Oligohymenophorea, Peniculida, Parameciidae. The record is from the annotation of a GenBank genome assembly.